Molecule: messenger RNA, 2028 nt
Organism: Puccinia triticina
Lineage: Eukaryota; Fungi; Basidiomycota; Pucciniomycetes; Pucciniales; Pucciniaceae
Exons: 16
Coding region: 1-2028 (675 amino acids)
Molecular function (GO): NADH dehydrogenase activity; calcium ion binding
Source: RefSeq, a predicted model, not a curated record
AUGAUACGGAGCAUCAGAACUCAGCCCUUCAUGAGAGCAGGAACAUUUCGACUGAUCGUCAACCAGCACCAUCAACUACAUCAAAUUCACAGACCAGCAUCACUCCUACAAGCCAGACCAUUCUAUUCAAAUAUACACCUGAGGGCCGCUCAAGAUGAAUCAGUCCAACCGAAUAACCAACUCGCCAUCAGCCGGUUUACUCGCGCCAGAUCGUUCUUGAAUAAGCAUAGUUAUCUCAAGGUGCUCGUUAUUGGUUUUGGCUCGAUCGGCGUGGUUACAGCAAGUUGCUUUGUAUGUCUCUUGGGCUUAUUGGCUUACGACGCAACCACCUAUUCGGAGAAGAAUAUUCAACCGUCACCCGUUCAGCCCCUAGCACUGAACCCAACCCGGGGAGGCCCCAAGAAUUUAAAGAUUGCUAAUUACUUAGUGGGAGAUCAAGAUGACGCGGAUUUCGAAAAGCUAUGUGAUAAACCAAAGUUAGUGAUCAUAGGAGGAGGAUGGGGUGCCAUGGGACUCAUCAACUCACUCGAGCCAGAUAGCUAUCACGUGGUCCUCAUUGCACCAGAGAAUUAUAACCUCUUCACACCUUUACUACCCUCAGCUACCGUAGGAACAGUCGAAACUCGAUCGCUGAUCGAGCCACUGAGGAGGCUGGUAGCACGUGUUAAGGGUCAUUAUUUACAAGCCCAUGCUAUCGACGUGGAUUUCGGAGAACGGUUAGUGGAAGUAAAAGGGCGAGAACCGGACGAUGAACCGUUCUAUGUUCCUUAUGAUAAGCUAGUGGUCUCCGUCGGUUCGGUCUCCAAUGCGCAUGGCGUGCCCGGUCUGAAGUAUUCUUCUCAGCUGAAAACGAUCGAUGACGUUCGCGAGAUCCGGCAGAAGAUCAUCAACAAUCUCGAGCGCGCUAGUUUGCCCAGUGUUAGCCAGGACGAGCGGAAACGUUUGCUUAGUUUCGUCGUUUGCGGGGGUGGGCCAACUGGCGUAGAGUUCGCUUCGGAGCUAUACGACAUGAUUCAUGAAGACGUAUUGAAAUACUUUCCCAAGUUAUUGAUCAAUGAAGUUUCCAUCCAUCUCAUCCAAUCCCGAGACCAUAUCUUAAACACCUACAGCGAAAAGAUUUCUCAGUAUGCUGAAAGCCGGUUCAUGAGGGCUGAGAUCGACACCAUUCUAAAUGCUCGGGUCAAAGAAAUCACCCCCACUUCAGUUAGCUACUCUACAAAAGCCGACAAGCAUAAACUGAAUACUAUCCCUGCUGGGUUCGUUCUUUGGUCAACUGGGAUCGCGAUGAACCCGUUGACACAAAAACUAGCCCAGUAUCUUCCCAAUCAAUACCAUAAACACGCUCUAGAAGUUGAUUCUCAUUUGAGAGUCAAAGGGGCCCCUCUUGGCACUGUUUACGCAAUCGGAGAUGCUUCCACCAUUGAAACUAACCUGGUCAAUCAUUUGUUGGACUUAGUCGAUCGCUGUGACACCAAUCAUGACGGUGAAAUAGACUUCGAUGAAUUUGAAUCAAUGAUCAAACAAAUCCGUAGGAAAUUCCCUACUGCUCAAGUUCACAUUGAGAAAGUCAGAGAUGUAUUUGAAAAAUACGAUUCAGACAAAGACAAUAAGUUAGGAUUGAACGAAUUAGUAGUCAUGUUCCAAGAGAUCUCGAACCGAUUAACAUCUUUGCCAGCCACUGCUCAAGUCGCAGAUCAGCAAGGCAAAUAUCUAGGAAAGAAGUUCAAUCGGUUUCAAUCCCCUAAAGCGUUAAAGUCAAUUGAUCAGAACGGGCUGGUGAACUCGGACUUGGACGAGAUCCUGUUUGACCCUUUCAUUUAUCGCCACCUCGGCAGUCUAGCUUAUAUCGGGAAUUCAGCUGUAUUCGACUUUGGUGACAAAUAUGGUAGCUUUGCUGGCGGAUUAAUAGCUGCGUACUUAUGGAGGUCGAUUUAUUGGUCUGAACAAGUCUCAACUCGGACUAGGGCUUUGAUCCUUUUGGAUUGGAUCAAAAGGGGCAUUUGGGGUAGAGAUAUCUCAAAGAUUUGA